Myotis davidii is the source of this 1565-nucleotide messenger RNA. RefSeq names its product interleukin 5 receptor subunit alpha (gene IL5RA). The transcript has 10 exons. The record is from RefSeq and is a predicted model, not a curated record. Gene Ontology annotation, molecular function: cytokine receptor activity; protein binding. Bases 1 to 1284 code for a protein of 427 amino acids. Lineage: Eukaryota; Metazoa; Chordata; Mammalia; Chiroptera; Vespertilionidae. Gene Ontology annotation, biological process: immunoglobulin mediated immune response; cytokine-mediated signaling pathway. Gene Ontology annotation, cellular component: external side of plasma membrane.
AUGACCCUUAGGAAGAUCCGUCUGAUUGCCAUGGCGCCCACAUUCCUGAUUCUUCUGGGGGCCGCCAUCGCACUGGGAGCAGACGUACGUCCUGAUAGAAACUUCUCACUCCUCCCACCCGUCAACUUCACCAUUCACGCCGCGGGUUUGGCGCAAGUGCUCUUACGCUGGGACCCGAAUCCCGAUCAAGAGCCCGUGUCGCUCACGCUCGGCUACCACGUGAAGGUCCACGCGCCGGAGGACGAGGACUAUCAAACCAAGAACACGGAGAGCAAGCGGGUGGCCCCGCUUCACCGCGGCUUCUCGGCCAGCGUGCGGACGGUCCCCUGGGAAGAGCCCUCCCUCCUGGGUGACCAUCCCUUUGUGAAGACGGAGGAGCUGUCCCCAACCCCUGUGGCUCCCGGGGACGUACAGGACGCGGGAGCUGUCGCCACAACGUCUCGUCCUUUCUGUUCGCUGCCGUCAGGGUCUCCUGGGACCGCCGCGGUGAACCUGACCUGCUCCACCAGCACCGUGGCGAGUAACGGGACACGCGGCCGGCCCUACCACGUUUCUCUGCGCUGCGCCUGGCUGGGGGGCGCCGAGGCCCCCGCGGACACGCAGUACUUCCUCCGCUACAGGAGGCCUCGCCCUCAGCGACCAGCCGGGGGCCACCGGGGCCACGAGGCCUGUGCCCCAGAGGUCAGUGCUGGACGCGUCAGCCCCGCUCACGGACCUCUCCGUCUCUGGCCAGAUCGCGUCAACCCUCCAGGGAACGUCACGGCCGAGGUCCAGGGGAGCCGUCUGCACGUGCGCUGGGAGAAGCCCGUGUCCGCCUUCCCGGGCCAUUGCUUUGAGUACGAAGUGAAAAUCCAAAACACAAGGAAGCGCUACCUCCAGACAGAAAAAAUGACGACCAACGAGUUCACCACAACAGUUCAUGACAUUUCUAAGUAUUGCAUCGAAGUGAGGGCCGCCGUGAGCUCCGUGUGCAGAGAGGGGGGGCUCUGGGGCGAGUGGAGUCCAGCGAUUUCCGUGGGAAACGAGGCGCAGAAGCCCUGGACGGAAUGGUACCCGAUCACGCUGGUGGCCGCCCUGUGCCUCGCCUUUGUCUCCUCCCUGGCCUGCAGGACAUGUCACGUGUGGACCAAGCUGUUUCCUCCAGUCCCAGGACCCAAAAGCCACGUUCAAGACUUCGCUGCCACGGUGAACUACGAGAAAUCUGGGUCGCGAGAGACAGAGAGCGAGGUCAUCAGCUACGUGGAGGAGCCCGGGCUGGAGGUCCUGGAGGACUUGGUGUUCUGACGGGCGUGGGCCACCGGCAGCGAGGACUGCCUCCCGCUCAGAGGCACGGAGCUCCCCACACCGGCUGUCACUGCGGCCGGGCGGGCGGGUGCCGGGGGAUGCGCCCUUCUCUGCGAGUCCACACAGCGCUGACCCCGAGGACAGAGACGCUAUGGACCCGCUCCCUGCACAGAGCUGGACGCGGCGGCACAGGGCAGAGCCGAGGCCACGCGCUGUCUGGGGAGGAAGGCAUCGUCGUCGUCAGACUGCGACAGGAAGCGCAGGGGCCACGGGGCCUGGCC